Molecule: messenger RNA, 1118 nt
Organism: Caenorhabditis elegans
Lineage: Eukaryota; Metazoa; Nematoda; Chromadorea; Rhabditida; Rhabditidae
Gene: fbxa-164
Product: F-box domain-containing protein
Exons: 4
Coding region: 71-1072 (333 amino acids)
Source: RefSeq, marked reviewed
UUGAAAAUCAGUUUUUUUUCACUUACAGAAUAUUUUCUUUCUUAAUUCUCAAUCAACACAAUAGUUUCCAAUGUCUGCUGCUCUACGCGAAAAUCACAUCGAAAAUGAUGCCAUGCACUACAAUAAAAGCGCCCAUCCAAAGUCCUUGUCGGCCAUGCCGCUCAACGUGGUCAGCGAGAUCUUGGCCCAUCUGAACAACAUCGAAUCAUUGGUUCUGAUGAAAGUGUCUCGAAAUUUUCGGCGCGCUGUUCAAAAUUCAAAAGUUGAGAUUAAUAGACUUACUGUACAGCUUUGUACAGGAGGACAAUCUUCAAGCAUUGUUUAUGGCCGCUACGUCAUCACUUACAAGCAGAAUAAUGGCGGUUGUACAGUUUCUUAUGUUGAUAAUAAAGUCGUUGGGGGCAACAAAAAAGAAGUUUUUGUGCCUGAAGAAAACUAUCUAGAGCUUUGCAACAAGGAUCUCAAGUUGAUGAUGGAAAAUCGAAAGGUUGAAUUUUACAGUUUCGGAGUUUCAAUUUCUGGAAUUGAAACAGAACUCAGCAAAAAGUUCAUCGACGGCAUUGAGGAGACUAUGAAAUCUGCAAAGAGUUUGACGUCUAGAACCGUUGCAACAUAUAACACUUCGUUGUCAGGACUCGCACAACUGGUGGGCAUCUUCCCUGCUGAAAAGUUGGAAGUGAUAGAUUUCAAAGGAGAGGGGAGUGUCGGAUUUGAACAGCUGAUCAAUUCGGAUCAAUGGAAAAAGGCUAAAAAGUUUGAUGGACUUUGGAGUUUGAGUAUUCCAAUUGAGCACUUCUUGCAUUUCGAGUUUUUCAAAGUAGAUCUAGCGAUAUUCACAGAAGAUGAUGCUGUAAAAAUUUGCGAUAUGAUCGACACAUCCACUCACUUUGGUCGCGCUCAGAUCCGCUGUAACUCUAUAAACAUCAGCGGGAUGAAGAGAAUCUUCGGAGCCCAUGAUGAGGAGGACAACAUCGUCUACCAAAACCUGAACAACAUACCUUUCUAUGUAGAAUUUUUGCCUGAUUUGCUCCGAGUUACAAAGUAUGGCUAUAGAAUUGAAAUUGACAACUAGUACAAUUUUAUAUAAUUCAAAUAUUCAAUAAACAUUAUUUAGUUUU